Messenger RNA from Durusdinium trenchii, 585 nucleotides. The record is from the annotation of a GenBank genome assembly. Lineage: Eukaryota; Dinophyceae; Suessiales; Symbiodiniaceae.
AUGUACAAGGUCUUGCGAUCUGUGUUGGAAUGCAAAGUCACCGGAACAUCUCAGGAGACCUCUGCAGCUAUCAGUGGGAGGGUCAAGGACAAGGAGUCCAAACAAAUCGUGGCUCAGCAACUCCAAACUGUUGCUGACAACAUGCCGGAGUUCGACCUCAAGACAGGCCAACUCAAACAAAAGAAGGUCCCGAAGGAGAAGGCCCCCGAGGAUGUAGCAGCUAAGAAUCUCAAGACCCUGUCAAGCAAGGUGAAGAGUUUGGCAAAUGAUAUCCCGAAGUGCCUUCAAGAGAUUGAAUCCUUUGGUGUCCGAAACUGCAAGGAGUUGGUGGCCAGCUUGAGGGGCCAUCAGAGCACUGUGGACCACCACAUGGAGCAAGUGGUGGACAAAUCUUCGCAGCCAAGCUCAAGUUUGAACACAGAGGAGGUUGCCUGCUUCAUCGAGGACACCAAACACUGUUUAAAGAAUGUGGAUGUGGAUAUCCGUGAUGCCAAAAGGCGGGUCAACGCAAUGCGGCCCAAGAAAAAGAAGAAUAAUGCUGAUGAAGUCUUUGAUUCUGAGUCUUGUUCCGAAGCAUCUGAGUAG